AUGCAGGCGCUGGCCCGGCGCCAGCGACAUCGGCGCGGGUUGCAUCAGACGAGGCGCUCCGCCGCGGCCGCGGAGCCGGCUCGGUGUUGGCCGGGCGGCCGCAAGAUGCUGCGGACAGCACCCCGGCUGCUGCGGACCAUCUGCACCACGGCUGCGGCUUAUCAACAUAAGCUAAAGCUAGCCCUUAUAGGUCAAAGUAUUUUUGGACAAGAAGUUUAUAACAAGCUGAGAAAAGAGGGGCACAAAGUUGUGGGUGUAUUCACCGUGCCUGACAAGAAUGGACAAGCUGAUCCUUUGGCACUGGCAGCGGAGAAGGACGGCACUCCUGUUUUUAAGUUCCCCAGGUGGAGAGCUAAAGGCAAGCCUAUCCAGGAAGUAGUUGCAGCCUACAAAUCAGUUGGAGCAGAGUUAAAUGUCCUUCCAUUCUGUACACAGUUUAUCCCCAUGGAUGUUAUUGACUGUCCAAAACAUGGCUCUAUUAUUUACCAUCCAUCCAUCCUACCACGCCACCGAGGAGCUUCUGCAAUCAACUGGACUUUAAUUCAAGGAGAUAAGAAAGCAGGAUUUACUAUUUUUUGGGCUGAUGAUGGCUUGGACACUGGACCAAUACUUCUGCAGCGAGAAUGCGAUGUUGGCCAAAAUGAUACCGUGGAUGACCUAUAUAACCGGUUUCUCUUCCCAGAAGGAAUAAAGGCCAUGGUGGAAGCUGUACAUCUAAUUGCUGAUGGUAAGGCCCCUCGUAUACCUCAGCCUAAAGAAGGGGCAACAUAUGAAGGGAUCCAGAAGAAGGAAAAUGCAGAGAUCUCCUGGGACCAACCUGCAGCAGCUUUGCACAAUUGGAUUCGAGGGCAUGAUAAAGUGCCUGGAGCAUGGACAACAAUAAAUGGACAGGUGGUUACUUUUUAUGGGUCAUCAUUACUCGAUGCUUCAGUGCCUGCUGGACAAGAGCUGGCAAUAAAAGGUGCUUCAAGACCAGGACUUGUGACAAAGAAUGGUCUAGUCGUUUUUGGAAAUGAUGGGAAGAUGGUACUAGUAAGAAAUCUGCAGUUUGAGGAUGGAAAAAUGAUCCCUGCAUCUAAAUACUUCUCUGCUGAUGAAACAACUGCCCUGGAACUUACAGAAGAGGAGAAAAAGAUUGCAGAAGAUAUCAGAGCUAUUUGGAAGGGAAUUUUAAGCAAUGUUGCUGUGAUUGAGGAUUCCACAGACUUCUUCAAAUCUGGAGCAUCCUCUAUGCAUGUUGUCAGGAUGCUAGAAGAGAUCAAACAGAAGCAUCGUGGACUGCAGCUACAGAAUGAAGACGUGUAUAUGGCCACUAAGUUUGCAGACUUUAUUCAGAUGGCUGUCAGAAAACUCAGAGGAGAAGACAAAGAAGAAGAGUUAGUAAUUGAUUAUGUUUCAAAAAAUAUGAACAACAUGACUGUGAAUAUGCCAUACCAAUGUUUCAUAAAUGGGAAAUUUAUAGAUGCUGAUGAUGGAAAAACAUAUGACACUAUAAAUCCAGCAGAUGGAUCAGUAAUAGCCAGUGUAUCUUCUGCCUCACUGGCUGAUGUUGACAAGGCAGUGGCAGCAGCAAAGGAGGCAUUUGAAAAUGGUGAAUGGGGGAGGAUGAAUGCAAGGGAAAGAGGGCGAGUCAUGUACAGACUUGCAGACCUGAUGGAAGAACAUCAAGAAGAGUUAGCAACAAUAGAAUCUAUUGACUCAGGAGCUGUCUACACUUUAGCUCUGAAGACUCAUAUUGGAAUGUCUGUGCAAACAUUCAGAUACUUUGCUGGAUGGUGUGACAAAAUUCAGGGUGCUACAAUUCCAAUUAAUCAGGCCCGGCCAAACCAUAACCUAACAUUCACCAAGAAAGAGCCAAUUGGUGUCUGUGCAAUUAUUAUCCCCUGGAAUUAUCCACUGAUGAUGCUUGCAUGGAAGAGCGCAGCGUGCUUGGCUGCAGGCAACACCCUCGUACUCAAACCAGCUCAGGUCACACCUCUGACUUCCUUGAAGUUUGCAGAACUCUCAGCUAAAGCUGGAUUUCCUAAGGGCGUUAUAAAUAUUCUGCCUGGCUCAGGUGGCUUAGUGGGACAGCACCUCUCUGAACAUCCAGAUGUUCGCAAAGUUGGAUUCACUGGUUCAACACCAACUGGUAAACAGAUCAUGAAGAGUGCAGCUGCUAACCUGAAGAAAGUUUCUCUAGAACUUGGUGGCAAAUCACCAUUGAUCAUAUUUAGUGACUGUGAACUUGACAGAGCCGUAAAAAUGGGUAUGGGAGCAGUGUAUUUCAACAAAGGAGAAAACUGCAUUGCAGCUGGCAGGCUGUUUGUGGAAGAAUCAAUUCAUGAUGAGUUUGUUAGAAAAGUGGUUGAAGAAAUAAAAAAGAUGAAAAUUGGUGACCCACUUGACAGAUCUACAGAUCACGGUCCGCAAAAUCACAAGGCACAUUUGGAAAAGCUGCUGCAAUACUGUGAAACUGGAGUAAAAGAAGGAGCCACUCUAGUGUAUGGAGGAAGACAAGUACGUAGACCAGGUUUCUUCAUGGAACCCACUGUAUUCACAGAUGUUGAAGACCAUAUGUAUAUUGCCCAGGAAGAAUCUUUUGGUCCUGUCAUGGUCAUCUCUAAAUUUAAAAAUGGGGAUGUCGAUGGAGUAUUGCAACGGGCAAAUGCCACAGAAUAUGGCUUAGCUUCAGGAGUUUUCACAAAAGACAUAAACAAAGCUCUCUACAUCAGUGAAAAGAUAGAAGCUGGGACAGUUUUUAUUAACACUUACAACAAAACUGAUGUGGCAGCGCCAUUUGGUGGAUUUAAGCUGUCUGGCUUUGGGAAAGAUUUAGGUGAAGAAGCUCUUCACGAAUAUCUCAGAACCAAAACCAUCACUGUGGAAUAUUAAAGUAACAGCUUCACUUGGGAAGCAGACUUUCAGCAGAGUUUGAAUCUUGAUGACUACGCAAAGCACUUGAUAUCACACCUAGGAUAUGCUGACUGCAGUGCUACAACCAAAAAAAAAAAAAACAAAAAAAAAAAAAAAAAAAACAAAAAAAACCCAACAAAGUAAAAUACUCAUUUCUAUAAAUUAGGCCCAGAUUUUAGUCUGACAGACAAUGGCUUUUGGAAAUCACCCUGAAGUUAUUUAAAUUAUGUAGCAGCAACAGUUGGUAGCACAAUUUCCCCCAUCCUCCCCCCCACCAAAACCCCCCAAAAAUAUGGUUCAGUUUCUUUUUUUUAAAUAGAACUGAAGAAUAAGUUCUCACACACCUACUUCACAUUUCUGUGGCAUAAUGUUUACAUGAUCAUUUUAAAUCCUUAGUCAUUAGGCUUCCAAAGUUUAACUAAAAUAUACUGAUUAUGCCAUUUUUGCUAUAAACCAGUUCAGGUUUUAUGGUAGCAAUUAAACACUCUGCUCUGGUGACUUUUCAGCAGUACAGAAAACCUUUGUGCCAUAAGAAGUAAAUCAAUGCAAGGAAGUGCACUUACUAUGAUCUUUGUAUAGUACAUACAGAGUUCAAAAUUGGUGUUAAACUAUGCAUAUCAAGCUAAAGUUACUGAAAAUAUUUUCUACUUUUUUGUUGAUAUGGAAUGUGUGAUCUGCCUGCAAUUUGAAAGGUGGUUACAUUAAUGGAUUAAAAUCACAUUUUGUGUCUGUGCACAUGGACUGUAAUCACUGUUUCAUACUGUAUGAUUAUUACUAUGUAUUUCACACUUUUGUGUUCUUUUUAAUCUCUGGGAAAAUCCCUUGUUAAAUGACCAAGGUCCAAUGUUGGCUUUCAAACUUUUUUCAGUUUGGAAGAAAUUUUCUAUAGAUUGAGACUUUAUUUAACUAAGCCUGUUAAGACUCCUUGCUCUCAAAAUGCAAAAACACCCAAAGCUUCAUUUAUCUGUGGGCUGCUAUUAAAGGUAGCAGUCUGAUUCUUUGAUCCUCAUCCUUCCCCUUCACUAAAAUAUUCCAUGGUUUAAUCAGUAAAUCAUGUCUCCAUCUUAUAUUUAAGCCACAUUGUAAAAGAAAGACUAGAAUCCUUGUUAUUUCUUACCACAAAUACUACAGAAACAGGUAUUAAAACUAGAACUUUAGGUACAGGUUUCAAAAUAAAGUCUAGAAAUAACUGCAGGUUUCAAGCCAUGACAUUAAGUUUAAUAUUUGAGCAAAUACAGUAUAGAAAAUUUUACUUUAAUGGUGUAGAAAAUACAAAGUUCCUUUAAGAAACAAUGACAUCCAAGAGCAUGACAGAUACUUCUGAAAUGCAAACUGAUCUAUGAAGUAAAUGGAAUAGCCCAAACCAUUGUACUUGAUUGAUCUGAGGUAAGUAUAAAUGGGACACACUUUCACUGAUUCUGGUUUCACAACUGUGUCAAGCCAACUUAAGUACAGGCCAGCUGAAAAGUCACCUUUUCAUCCUUCUGUCAGUGACAGUUAACAAAAUGGAAAUUGGAAACGUGGCAGGGAACCUGGGGGAUGAAAAGUGUAGCUUAAAGCCCCAGAGGCAGCCUUGAUCCUUUGCGUAUGGAGGGUGUUUGCACCACAGCCACAAAGGUUUCCCACAGGGGCCUGUAAGCUCCCCAUGCUGCUGUGGAGCCCAGUGCAGGCACACAGGGUAAGUACUGUAACCCUUUGCUGACCUCUGCUCAUGGCUGUCCUUACCCAGGCUGGCUCAGCUAGAAGUGAGCUCAGCCACAUCUCUGGUGUCCAGCAUGAAUGCAAUGUAGACAUACCUCUGGGGUACUGAAAGAUCAUGUUUAAUAGUGAAGAGAGCGUACAUAACACUUCACAGGACAUGAAAUAUGAAAACAAAGCUUUUUUCCUAGUUAACACUUUCUUGCCCUUGAAGGAAAAACUUCUACCUUCCUAUAAAAAAGUCUUCAACAAAGCAACAGAACAAGAAUGUUUAACUUUCAAAUGCCCCUUACUCUAGCUGUUUUCUUGGUGUAAACUACUCUGAAGUCCACUUUCCUGUUAUUUGAUUAAUCAAAUCAAACUUAAUUCUUCAGAAAUCCAGCCUUCCCCAGCCAUGAGUGGAUCCGGAAUUCUCCACCAUGUAAACUAAGUGGUUUUAAGGGACAACUCUUCAAAGUGAGAAAACAUUAUUUGGUUGGUUUGGGGUUUUUUAAAGUAAAAUAAAAUGGAUUUACUCAUUUGC
This is a messenger RNA of Vidua chalybeata, 5116 nucleotides long. RefSeq names its product aldehyde dehydrogenase 1 family member L2 (gene ALDH1L2). Gene Ontology annotation, cellular component: cytoplasm. The record is from RefSeq and is a predicted model, not a curated record. Gene Ontology annotation, biological process: 10-formyltetrahydrofolate catabolic process; biosynthetic process; one-carbon metabolic process. Gene Ontology annotation, molecular function: aldehyde dehydrogenase (NAD+) activity; formyltetrahydrofolate dehydrogenase activity. The transcript is spliced from 23 exons. The coding region runs from base 1 to 2874 and encodes 957 amino acids. Lineage: Eukaryota; Metazoa; Chordata; Aves; Passeriformes; Viduidae.